AUGAAAGCGUGGGAAACUGUGGUCGCUCCAGCCGAGCUCGAAGAUCUACUGCUUGCUCAUCCGCUGAUUCGCGAUGCGGCAGUCAUUGGGGUGCCCAACAAAAAGGCUGGCGAAUUGCCCAAGGCGUUUGUCGUGCGGGCCUCAGAUUCGCUGACCGAGGAGGACGUCAAGGUUUGGAUCAAAGACAAAGUCUCGUCCUAUAAGCAGCUCCGCGGCGGGGUCGAAUUCAUCAAGGAGAUACCAAAGUCGGCAGCCGGAAAGAUUCUACGACGAGAGCUACGGGACCGAUGCAAAUCAAAAUUAUAG
This is a messenger RNA of Ostertagia ostertagi, 306 nucleotides long. NCBI's taxonomy places the organism in Eukaryota, Metazoa, Nematoda, Chromadorea, Rhabditida, Trichostrongylidae. The record is from the annotation of a GenBank genome assembly.